Ruditapes philippinarum (Manila clam) is the source of this 2031-nucleotide messenger RNA. RefSeq names its product doublesex- and mab-3-related transcription factor A2-like. The transcript is spliced from 2 exons. Bases 313 to 1458 code for a protein of 381 amino acids. Lineage: Eukaryota; Metazoa; Mollusca; Bivalvia; Venerida; Veneridae. Gene Ontology annotation, cellular component: nucleus. Gene Ontology annotation, molecular function: RNA polymerase II cis-regulatory region sequence-specific DNA binding; DNA-binding transcription factor activity, RNA polymerase II-specific; protein binding. Gene Ontology annotation, biological process: sex differentiation; regulation of transcription by RNA polymerase II. The record is from RefSeq and is a predicted model, not a curated record.
UAAAUAUUUCGAACAUUGAAAGAUAUCCUCCCAUUAUUUACAUUAACUUGUCGAUCAAAUAUGUGGCUAUUUUGAAAUUCUAUCAACUCUAUAAAUUAAUAUCGCAUCAGUUUUGAAAAGUUAUUUUAUGAGAAACACUCGACUGAUUUUUAUUCCAGUAGCUUUUGUGUGGAAAUGUUUGAAUGCUCAUCAUUUAAAUAAAUACAUUUAAUGAAAAUGUACUUGUAAUUCAAGAAAGGAGUUUCGGAUCUCAAUUAAAAGUGACAAUAAAGUAGGAAAAAAUUGAAAUUAUCUUGUAAAAAGGAUAUUAAUAUGAAUUCUUUGUCGCAUCUAUAUCCUGUCACGGAAAAAGGGACUCGAAAGCCAAAAUGCGCAAGAUGCAGAAAUCACGGAAUGGUGUCCUGGUUAAAAGGGCAUAAACGUCACUGUGACUUCAAAGACUGCACGUGCGCAAAGUGUAAUCUAAUCGCCGAACGACAACGUGUGAUGGCAGCUCAAGUUGCAUUGAAAAGACAACAAGCCACAGAAGACGCAAUUGCUCUUGGCAUAAGAGCAUGCGCUGGGAGUGAGACUUCUUUGCCGAUAAUGACUCAGGGGCCGCUCUGGGGCCCGGGCACUGUUGCACCGCCGUCUGCAAAUGUAGAGCGAGAUCAUACUGAGAGAUUGUCAAAAUCUCAACCAAGUCCUGACGGUCGAUCUGAAGAUGAGGACGACAUAAGCAUCUGUUCAGAAGAAGAUCCCCAUUUCUCUAAACAAGAAGAGUGCCAAAGACGAAUCCAAACGCCGGAAACACCGGAGAAGCAAGACGGGAAAUGUGACGAAAGAGAUUCAAUGAUUAAAUCAAACGUUAUCAGACCGGCGGCGUUCACACCGGGUCGUUUGACAAACUUAGAAAUUUUGGAAAGAGUGUUUCCUCUGCACAGGAAGUCUGUUCUUGAACUUGUUUUGCAAGGAUGUAACGGCGAUAUUGUGAAAGCAAUUGAGCAGUUCUUGUCAGCCCAAGACACUAUUGAUGCGCAUGGUAAAGUGGACGCUACAAAGGCGUCAAAUUUUAGAUUUAGCCCGUACUCGAACCCGUCUCACUGGAUUCAAGGAUCAAACUCGCAAUACGGUCCCUCGCAUUCACAAACAUUUGACUUAAAAUCAGCAUUCAAACCAUUACCUAAUUUGCCCGCAUUGACAGGACUUCAUUCAGCGUUUUUACCCGGCUACCCGAGUUUGUCGUCUGCAAAUCCUUUAGCGUCGCACUUUACCCAGGGACAAUAUUCUAGUACCAGCCUCGGACUUCCGUUUCCGCACGGGACAUAUUCCGGACUUCCGGGAUAUACAGGUACCAUGAAUGGACUUUUGGGCACACCAUUUUCUAUUCUCCCAUACCGAAAUAAUGAGGCUAGAGAUUUAACAAAGAUAUCAGAAAGAAACUCUUCAGGAGAAACUGAAAAGAAUAAGAAACAAUAGAAAUGUGAUAACAAAAUAAGAAAAAACAAAACAAACUGAAACUCUAGUGAAACACAUGUCAAGCAGAAUUUACUUUCAAAGUAGCAGACAUUUGUGUAACUAUUGUUUGCAAAGUAUAUAAAUCUAGAUAUUUAAAUUAAUAUUAAAGAAUGCAUACUAUUAAGAAUAGAAAAAAAAACAGUAGGUCAAAUGACGAAAAUAUAUAUCUCGAACAAGUAAUUGACGUUUACUUGAUAUAGAAAAAUAGAAUACAAAUGAAUUAUUUAUAUAAUUUCAACUUAUGUGCUUCGUGACACGUUAAAACACUUUUCCAAGAAUAAGUCUCAAGACAAACACACGUUAUUAUUUUAUAAAAGUAUUCUGUGCUGACUGAUUUUUUGUGACUUUCGUGAUAUACGGCAGGUUUAUUGUGACAUUAAUCAGAUUUUAUGUGACCUCCAGCUACAUAGCAGAAUUUAUAUGACAAUACAAAUAAUAUACUACUUUUUGUCGAGUGUUUAUUUUUUGUAAACCGUUAAAAGUUCACUUGUGGCGUAAAUUUGUAUUUAUUUGUAAUAAAAAUAGUAAAUUUGA